Molecule: messenger RNA, 2217 nt
Organism: Tigriopus californicus
Lineage: Eukaryota; Metazoa; Arthropoda; Copepoda; Harpacticoida; Harpacticidae
Gene: Aldh7A1
Product: alpha-aminoadipic semialdehyde dehydrogenase-like
Exons: 5
Coding region: 90-1922 (610 amino acids)
Molecular function (GO): aldehyde dehydrogenase (NAD+) activity
Source: RefSeq, a predicted model, not a curated record
AAGUUGGGCGUGAGUGUGUUGCAUGGUAUUACAUGCUCUGAGUCUUUCUCGUGUGCAUCGUUGAUCCACUCACUCGUUUCCAAGCCACAAUGAUUGCCACAAGGUCUCUGAGGCACUUAGCACUCUUGUCCACCCCAGCAGCACCAGGUCCAGUGCUCGUUGGAAGUGGCAAGUUGGGGGGCCCUUGGUGUACUAACAGUUACGUAACAGCUUCUGCAUCCUUGCUCUCGGGUUCUUCUGGGAGUACAUCACAGUUCGGUCUACCUGCUAACUCGGUUGGGGCCAGUUCACCUUCGCCAACCUCUGUUGCCGGACCAGGAUUCGCAUCCAGCCCCUACGUGCCCAUCUUUAACUUGCAGAGAAGAACCAUGAGCUCCAAUUCCGGCAAUUAUCUCAUCGACGAGCCCAAGUAUGCCUUCCUGAAGCAACUAGGCAUCCAGAAGGACAAUGCCGGCGUUUUCAACGGCCAAUGGUUUGGAUCAGGCGAGGUAGUGUCCUCUAUUUGCCCGGCCAACAACCGUCCCAUUGCCAACGUGACUACGGGCAGCGUUGAUGAUUAUGAAAAGGUUGUUCAGGCGGCCGAGGAGGCUUGGGAAAUUUGGGCCGAUUUGCCAGUGCCCAAGCGAGGCGAGAUCGUGCGUCAAAUUGGUGAUGCUCUCCGAGAGAAGUUGGAGCCUUUGGGAAAACUUGUUAGCUUAGAAAUGGGCAAAAUUGUUCCCGAGGGCAUUGGUGAGGUCCAAGAGUAUGUGGACAUUUGCGACUAUGCCGUAGGGUUGUCUCGAAUGAUGGCCGGAAAGGUCAUUCCGAGUGAACGCCCUGGUCAUCAACUUCUGGAAUGUUGGAAUCCAUUGGGCGUUAUUGGAGUUAUUUCCGCGUUCAAUUUCCCAGUGGCUGUCUACGGAUGGAACAACGCACUUGCCAUGGCUUGUGGCAACGCUAUUAUUUGGAAAGGAGCCCCGUCUACCCCUUUGGUGUCCGUGGCUACUACUCGAAUCGUGGCUGAUGUUUUGGAAAAAAAUGGCCUGCCCGGAGCUAUUUGUUCGCUCUGUAGUGGAGGGGUUCCCGUUGGCGAAAAAAUGGCCAAGGACCCCAGAAUUAAGUUGUUGUCCUUUACUGGAAGUACCGAGGUGGGACGCAAAGUGGCCUUGACCGUUCAGGAAAGGUUUGGUAAACACCUUCUCGAGCUGGGCGGCAACAAUGCACUGAUUGUGGAUGAAGAUGCUGAUGUUGAGAUGGUGGUUCGAUCCGCUACCUUCGCUUGCGUGGGAACCGCCGGACAGAGAUGCACAACUCUUCGACGAAUGAUUUUGCAUGAAGCCGUGUAUGAUCAGGUUUUAGAGCGUUUGAAGAAGGCCUAUGGUUCGAUCAUGAAUCGCGUGGGCGAUCCUUUAGAUGAUGGUGUUCUCUAUGGCCCAUUGCACAGCAAGGCUGGUUUGGAAGCAUACAAGAAAACUUUGGAGGAUGCCAAAAAAGCUGGUGGAAAAAUUGAGUUUGGAGGCAACGUUAUGAACCGAGAGGGCAACUUUGUGGAACCGGCCAUCGUCACUGGCUUGCCUCACGAUUCGCCCGUUGUCCAUCGCGAAACAUUUGCUCCGAUCGUGUAUCUGCUGAAGUGCAAGUCAUUGGAGGAGGGUAUCGCUUGGAACAACGAGGUCGAGCAAGGACUUUCCUCCUCGCUCUUCACGAAAAACGUGGAGCAUGUAUUCAAGUGGAUUGGACCAAAAGGAUCUGAUUGUGGAAUCAUCAACGUCAAUAUUCCAACUUCUGGUGCAGAGAUUGGUGGAGCCUUUGGAGGCGAGAAAGCCACCGGAGGUGGCCGAGAAUCUGGUUCCGAUGCCUGGAAGCAAUAUAUGCGGCGAUCAACUUGCACCAUCAACUAUUCCAAGGAACUUCCGUUGGCUCAGGGUAUCAAGUUCGAGUAAUGCAUCUUAACGGCUUGUUCAUUCCAAAGUUCGUGUGCACCUUAACAUCUUGAUCUUGACUUGGUUGGAACCUGAGCGUGCGUGUGCUUUGUUUUUACGAAGGAAAAAGCCAUUCAUCUUGCAAAGCAUCGGAAACUAAAAAAGACCUAAUCCAAGAAGUGACUUCGCUUGUGGUGGACACUGUUACAACCUGAAUCAAAAUCUCGGAAUAGGUUCCUUUGGCAAAUUCAAUGCAUUUAUUUAUCAUCUCUGUAUUGGCUUUUCAACGUGAAACAAAUGCACUCGGUUACAAACA